Molecule: messenger RNA, 1947 nt
Organism: Astrephomene gubernaculifera
Lineage: Eukaryota; Viridiplantae; Chlorophyta; Chlorophyceae; Chlamydomonadales; Astrephomenaceae
Source: the annotation of a GenBank genome assembly
CUGGAGUCUAUAUGGAAUGCAAGAGUCUUCUUCCUUAGCAGAAUCGAAGUGAAGACGAUUCCUUCACUCCGCUUACCGUCGCAUUACUGCCUUUCUUGUCCCACGCGUGCACCUUCGCGAGCCGUAUGUUUCGUUUAAUUUAACUGUGCAGUAGCUAUAUUUCACAUAUACCAUUUAGUCAGAUGGCGCUGGCGGUGGCGUCCUUGCGCGCCGCUGCCGCAGCGGGCGGCAGCCCUGUUCCUCUACAAGCUGCUCGUGGCUGGCUAUGCAGCCUUUUGUUCCAGCAUGUGGAGUCAAACGUGCAGCUAGCGGUCCCAUCGUGUAGCCGUGCGCAGCACAUCAUGGCUCGGCCAUCGGAACGACAACAGGCGUCAGUAGUUCCAGAAGCCAUUCUACAGGAGCUUAGAGAGCUUGAGGGCCCCCUCCUCUCCUCCUCCCGCCUGGACGGCCGCCAGCGCACCUCCCUCCGCCUCUCCGCCUCCUCCCUGCCCGCCCCGCUGCCGCCCCAUGACGUGGAGCCGGGACUGCCCUGCCUCACCGCGCACGUGCGCCCACCCCAGGCGGUGGGAGGCACCGCAUCCAAGUGGCUGAGGCGGGCGGGCAGAGUGCCCGGCAGGGUGCACUCCAUCGUGGGAGGAGGCAGCAGCAGCAGCGGCACGGCGGCGGCGGAGGAGGCUUCUUCCUCGCAGGCUGCUGCAGGAGGGGGUCAGGGGAAGGAGGAAGCGGCCGGGCGGCCUUGGGAGCUGCUGCUGCACUUUGAUGAGAACGAGCUGGGGAAGAUGAUCCGCUCUUUCGGACGCAACGGCUGUACGGCACGCGUACUGCAACUCAAUCUGGCUCGCCCGACGGAAACCCUUGCCGUUGAAACCACCACCUCCUCCACCUCUUCAUCACCAUCUUCUUCCUCGUCGGCAGCAGCAGCAGUUAGCAGCAGCCCUGGUCAAGGGGAGCUCCUGGGUGUCAUGCGGGUGAAGCCGGUGCGUGUGCACAUGAACGCAGUGACGCAGCGGUUGGAGGGGGUGGAUCUGCUGUACUGCCCGCCGGAUCGUGUCGUACUGGUGGACGUGCCCGUACGGCUGGUCAACGAUGAUCUGGCGCCUGGGGUCAAGAAGGGCGGUUGGAUGUGCGUGUACAGGCGCACCGUACGUUACAAGGCUCUGGGCGGUGCCGUACCGCCGUACAUUGAGGUGAAUGUACGGCACAUGGAGCUGGAGCAGGAGAUCCUGAUUCGUGAUCUGCCCGUGCCGCCCGGAACCAAGAUCUACGAGAAGAACUACAACGCACCCGUGCUGAAGUGUACCACGGAUGUUGGCAAGGACUGAGCGGAUUGGGAGUUGCGAGGAGAGUGGGCGGGUUCUUGCAGGGUCCUCUGAGGGCCUUGCAGGGUCCCUUGUCGUAAUGUGGCCGGACGUUUUUGUUUUGGGUAGAAGUUUGGGCGGGAGCCCAGAAGGGAGGAGAAGAGAACAGGAGGAGCGUGUGUUGGGGGCUAUGGUGGGGGCGGGCGGGGUUUAGGUACGCAUGCGAUGGUGAGCUGUUGAGAUGUUGGGGGAGGCUGCGCGCGGCUUGAGGUCAGAGGUGAAGGACCGAGGGAAAGGUAAAGUAGGUCAUGCCUUGUGCAUAUUGGACUUUUGGGGGCUUAGGACUUGGGUGGGGACGUGGUGUUGUCGAGUACUUUAGGGAAGGGCAGCUGUUUGUAGGUACAGCCGGUAGCAUCACCGGAAAUUCGCUGCCCAGUUGGCGGUUGGCGGCAGCAAGGGCAGGCAAACGGAGUCCCAAGGGGCGGAGGUCCCUUCAGGAGAAGGGGUAUACGGUACAUCCAACGCAGUCCGGAUUGUAACAAGGGGUAAGGCUCAUGCCCUACCCAACAUCAGGCUGCCGUACAGAAAUGCCCUAGACAGAUGGGCGCUGUGCUUGCGGCUUGUUGCGAGCAAGGAGCACGCAUGAGGG